CAUUCUCAAAUACUACAGCGCACUUUACAGCGCAAUGACCGUCUCCGAUACAAUGCGCUUGUAUUUCUGUUGGAUGUUAAAAGGAGUGACGGUGGAAUAAGAGGAAAUCAUACCAAUGUUAUCGUAGGAGCUGACAGAAUACCCUCCACUUCCUCCACAGGAUUUCUUUUCUGUUGAAUCCCUAUUCACAAUGCUUUACUUUCAGUUGGUGAUCAUGGCAGGGACUGUCAUGCUGGCAUACUACUUUGAGUAUACAGAUACUUUCAACGUGCACAUCCAGGGAUUUUUCUGUCAUGACAAUGCCUAUACGAAGCCCUAUCUCGGACCAGAGGAGUCCAGUGCGAUCCCACCAGCUAUCCUGUAUGCGGUGGUCGCAGGGGUCCCAGCACUCGUGAUUACAGUGACAGAAUCCGUGCUCUUCUUGCUGCAGUAUGUCUCAGAAGAUCUGGACAAUCGUGAGAAGAUCAUUGUGAUGGGCGACUGUUGUUAUCUCAACCCUCUGGUCCGAAGGACAUUUCGUUUUCUUGGUGUGUACGCAUUUGGCCUCUUUGCCACAGAUAUCUAUGUAAAUGCCGGGCAGGUGGUAACAGGAAAUCUGUCUCCAUACUUCCUGACGGUGUGCAAACCCAACUACACAGCACUGGGGUGCCAACAGGUGGUGCGUUUCAUCAACCAACAGGAAGCCUGCACAGGCAAUGAAGAUGAUAUCUUACAAGCUCGCAAAUCCUUCCCAUCCAAAGAGGCGGCCAUCAGUGUUUAUGCAGCUCUUUACAUUGCUAUGUACAUCACAUGCUCGGUGAAGGCCAAAGGGACACGGCUGGCCAAGCCGGUGCUCUCUCUGGGGCUCAUUUGUCUGGCCUUCCUAACUGGGAUUAAUCGAGUGGUGGAGUACCGCAACCACUGGUCUGAUGUCAUUGCUGGCUUCAUCAUCGGAGGAGCCAUUGCUGUCUUCAUGGUGGUGUGUGUGGUGAAGAAUUUCAAAGGGAAGCCCUUACUAAGUGAGAUACCGCCGGAGGAGUCUGUGUCCAGUGGUCCCAUGAUCACUCAGCCUAGCAUGGAGCACACUAUGGAGAAAUACAUAGCAUCCCAGAAUCCCAUCACCUAUGCUGAGAUCACAUGACAGUGAAAAGCCAUCAAGCCACAAUGCUGUGGAUAAUGUUGCUGCUCUCCAAUGCAUCUUUUUACUUUGUGUGCAAUGCCUAUAUGUGCUAUUUUUUACACUUCCAUUUUUAAGUGUGUCAAAAAAAUAAAUACAAAUCUAUACCUUGAUGUACUCCUUUUAACCCCCUUUUUUGUUAUCCCUACUUUUAUUCAAACAUAUUUCUGUUUGCAUUUUUUUGUGGUUGAAUAUACAGGGUAUGGAGUGAAUGAGAAAAUGCAACAUGAUGUCAUAUGAAAUGUAUAAUGUAUAACAUAUCCUGAUGUACUAUUUACAACUGUGAGUCCAUUGCUGAAUUUACAAGAGGUUUCUGGCUGACAAGAAGAAUUGUUGUUGAUUCUCAUAUCAGGUUCUUCUAUGAUUUGGUCUGAUGCUAGAUUUGUAAUUAUUUUCUGCCUGCCAUAACAUAUCACAUCAACACAACACAUUUUUCAGAGAAGCAGAUUGUUUCAGUGUUGCAUCAGAUGCUAUUCUAUGUAUUUUAAAGCAUGUUUAAAUCCCCAGUAAUGUUUAGUUAUGAUUUGCUAAUUGCUAGAGGAAACAAUUUGAGUAACCAAAUUUUUUGUUCAGUUUUCCAGAAACUUAUAUGAAUAUACUAGCAAAUACAUGGUCUCAAUAUACUAAAAAAAAAACUUUAUUUUUUAUUUCACGGGUCUGAUGUGGGCAUGAGGUUAUAAGCAGAAAUAAUGAUUGAUUUUGGUGUCAUUAUGGCAGAGCAGAUUAUGGAUUUAAUUGUGACUGGCAAUUGAUUACAAGACUCACAAAGAUUAGAUGCUUAGGAUUUUGCCCAAAGAGGCUGCUAGGUGAAGGAUCACUUUUUGUGCUUUAACGUUACAAGUGCGUGUGUAUGUGUGUGUGCUUAUUUGUGAGUCUGCCCUUGAUGUCGCCUCUGUGAGAACGCAGUCUCUGGUGGCCUAGACAAGGCCGUUUAUUUUCUUGUCAGAGCUGGAAUAAUACCUGUACCUGUGAAAGAGAGAGAGCUAGACAUGGAAAGAAAGAGAGGAUGGACCUUCAUUGCAUGGAAAACGGUGUAUCUCAGUCGGUUCACACAGAUAUACGGCAAUAUUUGCAUUUGGAUACUUUUGCGGUUUACAAUCAUGUUUUUCUUGUAUCAUCUAAGGUCUGCAGUGUUUGGUUGAAUUUACAUUCUGUGGAGUGGUAUUUUAAACUAUACUGAGCAUAUGUUUGAUCUCUCACUGGCCAAUGAUGAGAUUUGAUUUUUAAAUUCAUGCUUGAAUACAUUAAAUACCAUGUCUCCUAAUGAUGCAAAUCAUUUAUCCAAUUUAUUUCUCUACUACUCAUGUAGUAGUAGUACUACAGAACAUCAUGAUCCCUUUCAUGACCAGUGUUCGUCACAUUAGUUGAUGCUUUCAUCAUGGAAAGCUUGUGCAUAUAACUUUUUGAGGAGUGUUUGGCUGGCUCACUGAGGGUUUUGUAAAGCACUAUUUGUAAAAUUGUUUUGUGAUUGUGAAAGUGCAAUAUAAAGUGAAUUUAUAAUUAUCCGGAAAGAGCUACUGCAUUACCUGCACACUGGCUUUAAUUCAGGGUUAUUUCUAGUGACAGUUGUGUGUUUUUUUUUUUCACUCAAUAGGGUUGGGAAUAAAUGCACAAUGGUAUAUUUUAAGAAUAUAUACGUUUGAGAUUAUGUUCCAGUCAUGAAAGCAAUGAGGUAACUUAACUCCGCUCUAAGAUUUUGUUUUUCCGAAGAGAUUUUUUUUUUCAACAAGCUUUGCAGUAUAGGUUAUAUCCUUCAUAUUUGGUUUACAAAAGGAUUUGAUGCCCAAAACCCAAAUAGUUAAAGGAAUUUUUCUUUUGAAAAAGAAAGAAAUAUGUUUUAUAAGUAUAUUGUAUGUUGUACAGCAGUAUUACUGAUCUGGUAAUGACCUCAGAGACUGAACUGGAAAGGAAAGCAGAUCUUCCAUGAGCCCAAGAUGUCAAACAGUAAUAAACAAUUUACCCUCA
Messenger RNA from Carassius auratus (goldfish), 3121 nucleotides. RefSeq names its product phospholipid phosphatase-related protein type 5-like. The record is from RefSeq and is a predicted model, not a curated record. The transcript has 6 exons. NCBI's taxonomy places the organism in Eukaryota, Metazoa, Chordata, Actinopteri, Cypriniformes, Cyprinidae. The coding region runs from base 191 to 1120 and encodes 309 amino acids. Gene Ontology annotation, molecular function: phosphatidate phosphatase activity. Gene Ontology annotation, biological process: phospholipid metabolic process; phospholipid dephosphorylation; signal transduction. Gene Ontology annotation, cellular component: plasma membrane.